Molecule: messenger RNA, 1479 nt
Organism: Onychomys torridus (southern grasshopper mouse)
Lineage: Eukaryota; Metazoa; Chordata; Mammalia; Rodentia; Cricetidae
Gene: Xaf1
Product: XIAP associated factor 1
Exons: 6
Coding region: 462-1136 (224 amino acids)
Biological process (GO): apoptotic process
Source: RefSeq, a predicted model, not a curated record
CAUGCUGCAGAGUGGCCUUCUGGGAGUGUCCAGUUACAGGGACCUGGGAACCGCCCUGGGCUGAGAAUUCUCCAAGUCCCUCCUCCCUGCUGUUGUGAGCCAGGCUGGGGAAACACUUUCAGUUUUGUUUUCUUGUGUGCAGUAAAGGAAACUCCACAGAAGUCCUCCAAGGAGCAGAGCAUGGAGGCUGACUUCCAGGUGUGCAGGAACUGCACAAGCAGGGCAGGAGAGCAUCAUCGACGUCACGGUAUUUUCCAUGCUUGAAGGUCUGGGAAGAACUGGCCCUAGGUAUGCAACAAGGCUUCAUGCUUUAUACUAAGACAAUGAGCCUUUCUUUCUCCCCCACUUUAUCCUGAAGCAAAAGAAAUGUGGCCUCUGUCCACUUCACCCUCCACGAGGCCCACUGCCUGCGCUUCCUGGUCCUUUGCCCAGAAUGUGAGGAGCCCAUCCCAGAGUCAGAGAUGAAGGAGCAUGCAGAAGCUGAGCACCAGCAGACCAAGGACAUCCAACAGCAUCCUGCCAAGUGCAAAUUCUGUGACCUGGCUGUGCACCUCAGCAAGCUGGAUGUUCACGAGUCCCACUGUGGCAGCCGGACAGAGCGUUGUCCACACUGCAACCAGCCCAUCAUACUCCGAGUGUUGGCUCAGCACAAAGAUGUGUGUCUGCAUGCAAAGGCCAGGUCUGAAGAAGGGAAGAGAACUGUAUCUCCUGAAAGGAAAACCCACUGUGAUUACUGCAAACAAAUGAUUCCAGAAAAUAAGGCUGUCUCCCAUAUGAAACAAUGUCCAGCCUCAAGGACUGUGAAAUAUCUUCAGGAUGGAAAGCCAAAACUCCUUCCUCCAUCCCUUACAAGUCAGGUGACUGGAAAUCAAACACCCAGAGUGAACCAAGAUGUCCGUCCAAAGACAAAAAAUAGAAACAGUUCAACAAAGCAAGAGGCAAAGGACCAAAAUGGCACCCUGGACCUGCCUGUGAAGUCUCCGCUCCAGCAGAGGGCUGCUCUCUCUACAGGAUGUGAAGCAGCCUAUGACAUCUUUCAGAGGUGCCAUCAGUGUGGCAUCUUACUUCCCUUGCCUGUUCUAAAUCAGCACCAGGAGAAGUGCCUGAGGUUAGCUCAUCAAAAGAAAAACAAGUGAGGAGAACCAGCUAGCCCCAGAGGAAAGAUGUCCUAGGAUUCAGAAGAGCCCAGUUCACACUGGCUUCCCAGUUCACACUGGCUUCCCAGCUUCCUCUCAUGGUGGUCACAACUUCGUUUUCUUUACCAAUCGCUGUAAUUGAAUUUUUCCCUUUAAUUUUUGACAGUUUCAUACAUGCUUACAAUGCACUGUAAUCAUACUUAUCUCCAUUGCCUUCCCUCAUUCCCAUCCCACUCCUGUGAACCCCCUUUCUUCCCAAACAGAUCCCUUCCUUCAUGUCGUCAGCCUGCGUGCGUGAGUGCUUUUGUGUGUGUGUGUGCGCGUGUGCGUGUGUGUGUGUGUG